Sphaerodactylus townsendi is the source of this 3166-nucleotide messenger RNA. Its product is annotated as zinc finger protein OZF-like. NCBI's taxonomy places the organism in Eukaryota, Metazoa, Chordata, Lepidosauria, Squamata, Sphaerodactylidae. The record is from RefSeq and is a predicted model, not a curated record. Gene Ontology annotation, biological process: regulation of cytokine production; negative regulation of transcription by RNA polymerase II; regulation of immune system process. The transcript is spliced from 2 exons. Bases 522 to 2249 code for a protein of 575 amino acids.
AGACCAAAGAGCUCUCUAUGAGGAUGUCAUGCUGGAGAACUGUGGGAAUGUGGCCUGUCUGGCAGGAGAUGAGCAGUGGAAUGAGGGUGACAAAAAAUGCAGAACUUAUUGCCAGAUCAAAUCAGCAGUGAUGGUCUGAAAGGAAACGUCAGGAAUACAAGUGGACCAAAGAGGCAGAAAGGAAGUCACAUGGCCGAGAAGAAGGUUAAACCCGUUUCUCACCAAGGGCAGGAUUUCCACGAACUAAGCCACACAGUAGAGGUAGCAUAUCAGUGCUUAGGGUGUGGAAUGAACUUCUCAGAUCAAAACCAAUUUGAGAGCCAUUUGCAAAUGCACAGUGGAAAGAAGACUCAUCAAUGCUUGGCGUAUGGCAAAACUUUCCUUUCUAGAGGAAAGCUCUUUAGGCAUCAAAGAGUACAUGAAGAAGAGAAACUUUAUAGUCACUUAGACAGUGGCAAGAACUUCUCACCCAGUUCAAAUAUUUUUCAAAUAUUUUUCUUCAUUCAGAAGAAAAAACAUUAAUGUCCUUAGAGAGGGGAAUGACCUCCUCUGGUAGAAGAAUGGGUAAUGUAUAUCUUCCAAAGGACAGUAUAAUGAGGGCAUGUAAAUGCUUUUGGUGUAAAAAAUUCUUCAGUUGCAGAUCAAAACUACUUGUGCACCAAAGAACCCACACAGGAGAGAAACCUUUUGAAUGCAUUGAGUUUGGCAAAGUAUUUAGUCAUAGUGGCAAUCUUCAAGGACAUCAAAGAACUCAUACAGGGGAGAGACCUUUUGAAUGCUUAGAGUGUGGAAAGAGAUUCAAUCAUAGGAACCCUCUUCAAAUACAUCAAAGAACUCACACAAAGGAGAGACCUUUUGAAUGCUCAGAGUGUGGAAAAAGAUUCAGUCGGAGUAGCACUCUUCAACAGCAUCGAAUAACUCAUACAAAGGAGAGACCUUUUGAAUGCUCAGAGUGUGGAAAGAGAUUCAGUCAGACUGGCUCUCUUCAACAGCAUCAAAGAACUCACACAGGGGAGAGACCUUUUGAAUGCUUAGAGUGCGGAAAGAGAUUCAAUCAUAGGAACACUCUGCAACAGCAUCAAAGAAUUCACAAAAAGGAGAGACCUUUUGAAUGUUCAGACUGUGGAAAGAAAUUCAGUUGGAGUAGCAGUCUUCAGAGGCAUCAAAGAACUCACACACAUGAGAGAUCUUUUGCAUGCUCAGAAUGUGGAAAGAGAUUCAGUCAGAGUCGUACUCUUGAAUUGCAUCAAAGAAUUCACACAAAGGAGAGGCCUACUGAAUGCUCACAGUGCGGAAAGAGAUUCAGUUGGAGUAGCAGUCUUCAGAGGCAUCAAAGAACUCACACACAUGAGAGAUCUUUUGCAUGCUCAGAAUGUGGAAAGAGAUUCAGUCAGAGUUGUACUCUUGAAUUGCAUCAAAGAAUUCACACAAAGGAAAGGCCUUUUGAAUGCUCAGAGUGUGGAAAGAGAUUCAGUCAGAGUAGUACUCUUCAAUAUCAUCAAAGAACUCACACAGGGGAGAAACCUUUUGAAUGCUCAAAGUGUGGAAAGAAAUUCAGUUGGAGUGGCCAUCUUCAAAGCCAUCAAAGAACUCACACCAAGGAGAGGCCUUUUGAAUGCUUAGAGUGUGGAAAGAAAUUCAGUCAAAGUAGCACUCUUCAGCAGCAUCGAAGAACUCAUACGAAGGAGAGACCUUUUGAAUGCUCAGAGUGUGGAAAGAGAUUCAGUCGGAGUAGCACUCUUCAACAGCAUCGAAGAACUCAUACAAAGGAGAAACCUUUUGAAUGCUCAGAGUGUGGAAAGAGAUUCAGUCAGACUGGCUCUCUUCAACAGCAUCAAAGAACUCACACAGGGGAGAGGCCUUUUGAAUGUUCAGAGUGUGGAAAAAGAUUCAGUUUGAGUGGCAAUCUUCAACGGCAUCAAAGAACCCACACAGUUGAGACCAUUUGUAUGCUCCGAAGAGCAGAAAGAGAUUCAGUGAGAAUAGCCAUCUUCAACAGGGUCAAAGAACCCAUACAGGGGAAAAACCUUUUGAAUGCUCAGUGUAAGAAUGAUGUAUCCUCUUCACUCUUAGACAGCAUCAAAGAACUCACACAAAAGAGAGGCAUUUUGAAUACUCAGGGUAUGGAAAGAGAUUCAGUUAGAGUGGCAGACUUUAACACUGUCAAUGAAUCCAAGGAGGACAGAAGCACUUGGAAUGCUCAGAGUGUAAAAAGAGAUUCAGUCGGAGGAGUCUUCAGCAAUAUAUAAGAACUGCACAAAGAGAGAAAACAUUUGAAUGCUCAGAGUGUGGAAAGAGAUUCAGUCAGAGUGUCAUUCUGCAACAGCAUCAGAAAACCCACAUGGGUUUUCAACCUUUUUGAAUGCUCAGAGUGUGGAAAGAGAUUCAGUUGGAAUAGUAACCUACAGCAACAUAUAAGAACCCACACAAAGGGAGAAAACUUUGUUGGUUUUUUUUAGUUUUAAAAAAUAAACUUUAUUUGGCAAAAGGAUUGUUUAAAAAGACAUACAUUAAACAAAAUAGAUAAUUACAGAGUUACACAACUGAAAGACUCACUAAAGCUAAAAACGUAAUAAAAAUAGCACAUUCUUAAAGAAACUCGUAUUGUUUCAAUAAUCUUGAUUAUCUCUUCCUGCUACCCAUAUAUAACAUCAUUUUUUCUUUCAUCUCCUAGAUCCAACUCAUUCCUUAAAUUCUUUUAAUUUAUAAAAAAAAUUAAAGGAAAAAAAUCAUGAAGCGCUUAAAUUAAAUGCUACUAUAAUUUAUAAAGCCUUUACAGUCCUCCCUCUUAUCAGCAAAAUCUAAAAAAGAUUUCAAUUUUCCAAAAAGAAAUUAAUAUUUUUGUUCUUAAUUAAAGGAAUUAAAGAAGCAUAUUCCAAUAAGGUAUUCAACCAAUCUUCGAUUGAUGGCUCCAUUUCAGAUUUCCAAUUCUUGGCAAUCAAUACUCUCACAGCUGUGAUCAUAUAUAAUAACAAUUUUUAAUAUUUCAGUAUAUUUCUUACAUUUUUAGACAUAAUGUUUAACAGAAAUAGUUCUUUACUGAAUCCGGUGAUGAAGAGAGUUGCUCUUAGAACAGUGAUGGCGAACCUAUGGCACUGGUGCCAGAGGUGGCACUCAGAGCCCUCUCUGUGGGCACGCACAAACAGAGUGCCCCCCCACACACACA